Linum tenue is the source of this 1695-nucleotide messenger RNA. Lineage: Eukaryota; Viridiplantae; Streptophyta; Magnoliopsida; Malpighiales; Linaceae. The record is from the annotation of a GenBank genome assembly.
AUGGAGCUUCUUCGAUACCAGAGGGCCAAGCCAUUCUCUAGCAGCAACCGGUUCGGGUUACUUGGUCUUCUUGCUGUCUUCAUCUUUGGCUUCUUAGCUUCAUUCUCCGCAGCGGAAGUUCACUACCAUGAAUUUGUUGUAUGGCCUCGAAUUGAAGCAAAACCAGUGAAGAGGCUGUGCAGAACUCAUAGCACCAUCACAGUGAAUGGGCUGUUCCCAGGGCCAACAUUGGAGGUUCGAAAUGGUGACACCCUAGUCAUUAAAGCCAUCAACCGAGCUCAAUAUAACAUCUCCCUCCAUUGGCACGGAGUUAGGCAGCUCAGGAAUCCAUGGGCUGAUGGUCCCGAGUUUGUGACCCAGUGUCCAAUUCAGCCAGGGGCGACCUACACUUACCGUUACACAAUCCAAAACCAGGAAGGCACUCUAUGGUGGCAUGCACACAGCAGAUGGCUCAGGGCAACAGUCUAUGGUGCCCUAAUCAUCCGUCCCAAAAUGGGUUCUCCGAAUCCUCAGGAUGUAAGGAAGCUGGCACUUUACACAGGAGCAGCUCCCAAUUCCUCUGAUGCCUACACCAUUAACGGCCAGCCUGGUGAUCUCUACAGAUGCUCAAACAAAGAAACCAUGAAGUUCCAAGUGAAUUCAGGUGAAACGAUCCUGCUCAGAGUAAUAAAUGCUGCAAUGAACCAAGAACUCUUCUUUGCUGUUGCCAACCACAAGCUCACAGUCGUGGAAGCUGAUGCUUCUUACACCAAACCUUUCACAACUUCUGUCAUAAUGGUCGGUCCAGGCCAGACCACCAAUGUCCUCCUGACAGCCGACCAGACCCCCGGCAGAUACUACAUGGCAGCUCGAGCCUAUCAGACUGCCCAGAAUGCUGCUUUCGACAACACAACAACUACUGCAAUUCUUGAAUACAAGAAUGGGAAGCAGAAAUCCUUCCCUUCAGCUCCAGUUCUCCCACAGCUUCCGGCUUUCAACGACACAAACACAGCAAGAGCAUUCAUUUCCCAGGUAAAGGGCCUUAAAUCCAAGGGGAAAGUGCCUACCAAGAUCGACAAGAGCUUGUUCUUCACAGUGGGAUUGGGCCUCAUUAACUGCACGAAUCCAAAUAGUCCACGCUGUCAGGGUCCCAAUGGGACGAGAUUUACUGCCAGCAUCAACAUCUCAUUCGUGUUCCCCAGGAGGAAUUCCCUGAUGCAGGCGUAUCUUCAGGGCCAGCAAGGCGUGUUCACCACUGAUUUCCCUUCAUCGCCACUAGUGAAAUUUGAUUACACGGGGAAUGUGAGCAGAGGGCUCUGGCAGCCUGUUCAUGGGACUAAGCUAGUUAAGCUCAAGUAUGGUGCCAAUGUGCAGAUCGUGUUGCAGGAUACUAGCAUUGUUACGACAGAGGAACACCCAAUGCAUAUCCAUGGCUACAAUUUCUACGUCGUGGGGAUGGGUACCGGAAACUUCAACCCUGCAAAGGAUCCUGCUAACUUCAACCUCAUCGACCCACCUCAUAGGAACACCAUUGGAACUCCGCCUGGAGGAUGGGUUGCCGUCAGAUUUGUAGCUGACAAUCCAGGAAUAUGGCUGCUGCAUUGCCAUAUCGACUCGCAUUUGACAUGGGGCUUGGCGACGGCUUUGCUGGUGGAGAAUGGAGUGGGGACAUUGCAGUCUGUUCAAUCUCCACCACUGGACCUGCCACGAUGCUAA